This is a messenger RNA of Vicia villosa (hairy vetch), 1322 nucleotides long. Its product is annotated as octanoyltransferase LIP2p, chloroplastic-like. The coding region runs from base 193 to 1101 and encodes 302 amino acids. The transcript is spliced from 3 exons. Lineage: Eukaryota; Viridiplantae; Streptophyta; Magnoliopsida; Fabales; Fabaceae. Gene Ontology annotation, molecular function: lipoyl(octanoyl) transferase activity. Gene Ontology annotation, cellular component: mitochondrion. The record is from RefSeq and is a predicted model, not a curated record. Gene Ontology annotation, biological process: protein lipoylation.
UUGCAUUAGCAUCACCUUCAAUGAAGAUGAAAAUUGAAAAUCGAGAAGGUGAAGAAGAAGAAGAAAAGAUUUCCAUUUGAUUUAAAUAUGAAAAAGCGGUUCCAUUGUUCAGUUCUCAACUGAACCGGUUCGACCGGACAAAACAUAGAUCCAUUUAUAAAAAUAUAAGAAAAACCAAAAUUCACACGAAGCAUGAUUUUGUUGGGAGAGUGCUGUUUCACUCUCACCAAACCUCGAUUUCUCCGACCCAACGCCGAUUCAGUUUCCAACGACCAUAGAAGAAGAAUCAAAAGCGUGCAAUGUUUACGAAGAUGCGAGCUCAUAGAUUUUCAUCAAGAAUUGAUUCCUUACGAAGUAGCAUGGUCUUUACAAAAACACAUUGUUAAGCAAAAGAAAUCACAGAUUCAAAACGAAGGAGAUUGCGACGAUACUCUCAUUGUUUUGCAACACCCUUCUGUUUUUACAUUGGGUACCGCUAGUUCCAACGAUAACCUCAAUUUUGACAUUAAAAAUCCUCCCUUUCAUGUUCAUCGUACCGAACGUGGCGGUGAAGUUACAUACCAUGGUCCUGGUCAGUUAGUGAUGUAUCCAAUUAUCAACCUUAGAAAACACAAAAUGGAUCUUCAUUGGUAUCUCAGAAAACUUGAAGAGGUUGUUAUUGGUGUUUUGUCUUCAACGUUUUCUAUUCAUGCUUCUCGGGUGGAAGGUUUAACUGGUGUUUGGGUUGGAAAUGAGAAAGUGGCAGCUAUGGGCAUAAGAGUGGCACAAUGGGUAACCUACCAUGGCUUAGCACUCAAUGUCACGACGGAUUUGAGUCCCUUUAAAUGGAUCGUCCCGUGCGGAAUACGCGACCGUCAAAUUGGGAGUAUCAAAGGGUUGUUGAGAGAAGCUCGGUCAUCAUGUAAUGAUCAUGGAACAUCUGAUUUGCAUGGUUUGGAUGAUGAGAGUCUUAUUCAUAUUACUCAUAAGUCCUUAAUUGAAGAGUUCGCAAAAGUGUUUCAGCUUGAGUAUCAUUAUAAAACUAUUUCUAUACCCAUGUUGUGUGAAAGUGAAGGAAAGGAAGUUAUGUACCAAAAAAACAGAAAACUUGAAUUGUUGUAAUGCACAUAGACACAUAGCUUAUUUAGUUUUUUUUUUAUAGAUAUGGCCAGAUUAAAGAUCUUCAAUCUUGCAAUCAAACACACUUGUUAUUCUAUGUUGUGUUCUAGGAGACCAAUUGCUUGUGUAUAAGGGUAUGAGAGAUUGACAACAUUAUAAACAAACUUCUGUAACAAUCUUAACAAAAGGAAGAGAAAACAAUGAUGUGAUAUUUUGAAUUAUUA